AUGGACUUCACAUUCACAACCUACACUCCUGCGACUUCGACCCGCCAGAAAAACCUCGCGAUACGCGUUCCUUUAUCCGACCGAAGUCCCAUAAAAUCUGCUGACAACACUUUCAAUCCAACCAAUACUUCGAGGCCUCGACGUCCUCGAGGGCCGAAUAUCAAACCUAAACAAAGGAAUAAUCAAAUAAUCAUUGUUAAUCGAGAAAAUCAUAACCCGUUUACUGAAAGUAUUCCAACUAACGAAGACCUUCCUCUGUUGGCAACUGCCACACCUCUGUCACAAACUCGCCCACCUAAUCCUUAUGAAGCUUAUUCCUUCCCCUCUCCAUCAUCAUCCAAUUUGUUCGUUUACGAAACACCUUGCGAGCCGCUCUUUAAACGGCCGAAAACAGAUCACAAUCCUUUACCUCGAGCCGCCGAGUUCCUCAGCUGGCAGACUUCCACUCCCUCUCACCAACCUGGCUUGUCAGCUCGCGGACGAAAGCGAAAGGCAUCCGUUGUUGACUGCGCGGGUGACGUUGAUGAAAUACCGUUGCCAGAUGCAGCUUCGCAGCCCACAACUACCAGUUUACACUCACAAUCACCGCCUCAGGCGGUUAUUGACGAAUCAGCUCUCCAGAAGCACAGCAAUAAGAGCAAUGGUUCCCGUCUUUCCUGA
Marasmius oreades (fairy-ring Marasmius) is the source of this 660-nucleotide messenger RNA. RefSeq lists its product as uncharacterized. NCBI's taxonomy places the organism in Eukaryota, Fungi, Basidiomycota, Agaricomycetes, Agaricales, Marasmiaceae. The transcript is spliced from 2 exons. The record is from RefSeq and is a predicted model, not a curated record. The coding region runs from base 1 to 660 and encodes 219 amino acids.